GUGCAUUGCAGUAGCAAUGUAAGUGUUUUUUUUGUCAGUUUUAUGAAACAUUUCGUCAAAGAAAAAACGAAUUGAGUGAUACCUGCCUCUACAUUAAGGCGCAGCGGUUCGCUGUAACAGAACUCCAGCAUGGAUAUCCCCAAUCCCCCCGAAGAUCAAGAGCUGAAGAAUGUGAUUGACAAACUGGCACAGUUUGUUGCUCGAAAUGGGCCAGAGUUUGAAAAGAUGACAAUGGAGAAACAGAAGGAAAACCCUAAGUUCUCCUUUCUCUUUGGGGGAGAAUACUUCGGCUACUACAAGUGCAAGCUUGCUAUGGAGCAACAGCAGCAUCCCUCUACCCACGAUGGGGAGGAGUAUAAAUCUGAAGAUAUGUACAACCCAGGUGCCAAAGAUGUGGUUGAUAUGCCUCCUCCACCGAUGCCCAUGAUUGCUCCACCUUCGAUUCCUCCACCUGCUGCACCCCCUAUCGAUGAACUCAUCCAACAGAGCCAGUGGAACCUGCAACAGCAGGAGCAGCAUCUGCACACACUCAGACAGGAACAAGUGACUGCAGCCAUUGCUUUGGCUAUGGAGCAGCAGACCCAAAAACUGCUGCUGGAAACUCAGUUGGACAUCACAGAGUUUGACAACUUGCUGCAGCCCAUCAUAGAUACCUGCACCAAAGAUGCCAUUUCUGCCGGCAAGAACUGGAUGUUCAACAAUGCCAAGACUCCACAGCACUGUGAACUGAUGACAUCGCAUCUUCGCAAUCGCAUCACUGCAGAUGGAGCACAUUUUGAGCUCCGCCUACACCUUAUCUAUUUAACCAAUGACGUUCUCCAUCACUGCCAGCGGAAACAGCAGAAAGAUUUGUUAGCUGCGCUGCAGAAAGUUGUUGUUCCAAUCUACAGCACCAGCUUUCUGGCUGUUGAGGAAGAGAAGCAGCAGAAGAUCACCAGGUUGUUGCAGCUUUGGGAAAAGAACGGCUACUUUGAUGAGGAGACCAUUCAGCAGCUCCAGAAUCCCGCUCUGGGCCUUGGCCAGUAUCAGGCAUCCCUGAUUACAGAGUAUGCUGCGGUGGUGCAGCCAAUUCAGCUGGCCUUCCAGCAGCAGAUCCAGGCUUUGAAGACCCAGCAUGAGGAGUUUGUUUCCAGUCUGAAGCAGCCACAGCCACAGCCGCAGCCCCAGCCGACCCCUGUAGGACAGCUUGCUACCCCGACUGAACCUGAAAAGGCCCCCUCAAUAACUCCCAAGUCUGGAGAUGUGAAGCCUCCUAUGUCGGGUCCUUCUCCAGGAGAAUUUGAUGGAGCUUCAUCCAGACCACAGGACCCCAGCAACCCUAGUGGACCCCCAGAUAUCCCCUCAAACAAGCCGGCAUGGUAUGACCCCCAGCACAUGGGCCCCUGGAACCCCAACCAGCCGCCUCCUUUUGACCCAAACCAGCCUCCCCCUCCUUGCCCUCCUUGGAACAGCCAUGAGGGGAUGUGGAAUGACCAGAGGGACCCAGGGAACUGGAGUGGAGGUCCUCCUCGAGAAGGAAGCCCCUGGAGUGGUCCAAGUGGGUCUGACCCAGGUCCCCCAUCUUGGAACUCAUAUGAUCAGCAGCCGCCUUGGGGGAACCAGCCUGACCAGCCUCCUUGGGGUCAGAGGGAGCCCCCAUUUCCUCCACGCAUGCAGAGACCUCCCCAUUUCAGAGGACCCUUCCCUCCCCACCAGCAGCCGCCUCCUUUUAACCAGCCCCCACCACCACCACACAGUUUUGGACGCUUCCCUCCACGCUUCAUGCAGGAGGAGUUUGCCCCCAGACACCACUAUGAUAGACCGCCAUAUACCCCACAUCGCUUUGACUAUGCUCAGGGGGAAUAUCCUGGAGACAUGCCAGGCCCUCCCCCCCACCACCAUCCCAAUCAGAGGUUACCUCCACCAGGUAUGGGCGCCGAUCAUCCUCCCUGGGGUGGAGGCCAGCACCCAGAUUUUGGACCACCCCCACAUGGCUUCAAUGGUCAUUCACCGCACAUGCGCCAUCGACAGCAUCCGGUUCAAGAUGACCCCAGUCUGGUGCCCAAUGUGCCCUACUUUGACCUGCCAGCUGGUCUAAUGGCUCCGCUUGUGAAACUUGAAGAUUGUGAUUAUAAACCUCUGGACCCUAAGGACAUCCGGCUGCCUCCUCCCAUGCCACCGAGCGAUCGGCUGCUAGCUGCUGUGGAAGCUUUCUACAGCCCUCCAUCCCAUGAUCGGCCUAGGAACAGUGAAGGCUGGGAGCAGAAUGGCCUAUAUGAGUUCUUCAGGGCCAAGAUGAGAGCCAGGAGGAAAAAGGGACAGGAGAAACGAAACAGUGGUCGUGCAGGCAGUCGCUCCAGGAGUCACUCUCGUAGCCGAGGGAGAUCUUCGUCUCGCUCCAGCUCUCGCUCUUCAAAGUCCUCCAGGUCACGGUCCCGCUCAUCUCGCUCCCACUCCCGCAGCCGCUCCCGCUCCUACUCACGAUCCAGGUCCAGGAGUCGAUCCAGGUCAUCUCGGAGUCGCUCUCGCUCCAGGUCCAGAUCCCGCUCACAUUCACCCACCAAGCGACGCCGUGGCCCCAAAUCCCGAAGCUCCUCUCCUACCUCCACAGCAGUGUUGGGCACUCCUUCCUCCAAACUGUCUACAGACACCAGGUUAGGAGAGGAAAACAAGGGCCAUCAGCUACUAAUGAAAAUGGGCUGGAGUGGUUCAGGAGGUUUGGGGGCGAAAGAACAGGGUAUCCAAGACCCCAUCAAAGGAGGAGAUGUCAGGGAUAAAUGGGACCAGUACAAAGGCGUGGGGGUUUCACUGGACGACCCUUAUGAGAACUAUCGCAGGAACAAGAGCUACAAUUUUGUUGCCCGUAUGAAGGCAAGAGAGGAAGUAAAUCGGGAAUCCCAGGAAGCUCCCUCAACUGACUGAUGUCAUCAAAUGGUGUUGAACAACUCCCUCAUCUUCCCGAUCACCACUUUCACCAAGGAUUAGAAUUUAAGUAUUUUUCAUCCAGGAUUUUUGUCACUAGUCCCAAAUCCUUCCUCUUUUCUCAGAGAUCAGAGUGAUGAUAAGAAAGUACUGCCACACUAGUAAAGCCUGUGAAAGAGUGCAAAGACUUCUUGUUCCUUUUUUGGAAAAGUUUGUCGUUUGGAGUGGUCAGCACUAAUACUGGUAACACAGAACUCAAACAUUUUGUAGUUUUUGCAGGGACACUGGAUCUAGGGUCAAAUCAAAAAAGAUGGAUCAAAGCACUCACAUCACAUUUCAGUCCCGGUGUCUUUUUUAUUUUUGUUUUUUUUAAUUUUGUAUCAGUCUUCAAACGGACUGUCAUGCCUUUGUUGUAUAGGCUGAUAAUAAGGGACUCAGUCAGACUGUACAUUAACAUUUAUGGUAGCUGCAGAAGUGAAUGCUGAGUAUGACAGGAGUGCUUUUGAAAGUGAGUGGACCCUUUUUAAUUAAUAUAUACAUGUCAACAGCUAAAGUAUGUUCAGUUAUUUUAAUUUGGGCCUUACAGUUGUUUUCAUUCUUCUGCUUCAUGACGUCUCCAACAAAUGCUGUCAGUUUUAUUUGCAGAAGAUUUUUAAAAUAAUUCCUGUGAAAGCCAGGAAUUAUGCCUUCUUACUCACCCACACAUAUUGUUAGGAAAGAAUUUUGUGUUGGUUGUAAACGUAGCCCCAAUCAAAACUGCUCACUGUGGGCACGUCACAAGUCUCAUUGGUGGAAAGCUCAAAGGUUCUGCAAGAUGUUUAUGUGGCUAGAUAUCACUAGGAGUAAGUAGAAAUGUUUUGUUUUGCUGAAGUGAGCCUUUAGGGCAAAAACAAGAAUUAAAUUGGUGGCUCCUCUUUUGAAUCUUUUUGGUUUUUAAAUGCACAUUGUUGUGACAAUUUUUCAUGUAAUGACUUCUCCUAAGACAUGACAUUCUAUCAUUUAGUUGUAUUAAAAUAAAACCCUCAAAGGUCA
Messenger RNA from Stegastes partitus (bicolor damselfish), 3933 nucleotides. It is a transcript of the gene cherp, whose product is annotated as calcium homeostasis endoplasmic reticulum protein. The record is from RefSeq and is a predicted model, not a curated record. Gene Ontology annotation, cellular component: perinuclear region of cytoplasm. Gene Ontology annotation, biological process: RNA processing; intracellular calcium ion homeostasis. NCBI's taxonomy places the organism in Eukaryota, Metazoa, Chordata, Actinopteri, Pomacentridae. Gene Ontology annotation, molecular function: RNA binding. Bases 130 to 2901 code for a protein of 923 amino acids. The transcript has 20 exons.